AUGUCUUCUUCGGAUCAUUCAAUUGUACAAGGGCUAAAUAGAUCAUCAUCAUCAUCAAAUCAAAGGCAUUUAACCUCACCAUCCGGUCAUUCAUCAUCUUCCAUUCAUACUCCGCAAUCCAGUACAAGUGACUCGCGAUAUUCACAUCAUCAUACAAUUUCCACAGCUUCAUCUUCUACUUCUGCUAUUUCAUCCGGUUCAAUUUCUCACAAGCCUUCACUGACAUCAAUUCGCAAGAUGCCUUUCAAAAUUCAUUCUGAUGCAAUACACUCAUCAAAUGGUCGUAAACGCAAGACACCAGAAGAAGAAGGGAAAGAAUUACAUUCUUCCCCUUCUCGAUCUGUAGACCGUAUUAACGGAACGCAAUCCUCAUCCAAUCACUCCAAAUCCAAUUCUUUGACCGCUCAACAACAAAUGACCAAACGAAUCAAAACGGCGCGUGCAUGUGAUUCAUGCAGAAGGAAAAAGAUUCGUUGUGAUGUCAUAGAUGACGGAGGACCUCUACUAGGAGAUCCAAACAACGGCAACGGAGGAUUAACUUGCGCCCAUUGCAGACAAUAUGGCUUCGAUUGUACCUUCUUCUUACCAAUCACAGAGACGCGGUUCAAAAAGAAGCGGGAAAGGGAAGCAGAAGAAAUUGCGGCGGCGGCAGCGGCGGCCGCUGCUGCCGAAAGGACUCAUUUGGGAGCGGGAAUGAUUCCUGCACUCGUACAUCCUUCUCGAACAUUACCUUUGUCGGUUAUGCCGUUUGGAAAUCCAUCAUUGAUGCCUGGCGCUAGUCAAUCUUCUCGUCAACCUUCAGCGGAUGAUUCACCACCGCCACCUCCUGACACUCGCGUCUUGGGUCCUACAUCACUUGCUUACAUUGUUCAUUCAACAGCAUUCGUACCAGGAGCUGCGAUCGAAGAACAUGAUCUACAGCAUCAUCAAACAUUCGAAGUGGGAGCAUCAGGAGAUGGGAUCAUCAAAUUCCACAAACCUCCAAAAGGAGCGAUAGCUGAAGCAGAAGAUGGAGAAGAAUCAGCAGAUGAAAUCGUUCGUGUUCCCGAAUCUCUCCGUGGUAGAUUGGCCGGAGAUGUGGCGGAAAAGUUGGUCAAUACCUAUUUCGAAAAGUUGGGCUUCUUAUUUCCGGUUGUGACAAAGAGUGAAUUCUUACACAUGUCAUCACCACCACCGCUCAUGCUUUAUGCAAUUUGUGGAAUCGCCGCUUUGAGCAGAGAAGUACCAAAAGAAGUUCUUUCGGUUAUCAAGAUGACACUACACGGAAUGUUCAAAAAUGUUGACAUUUUAAGCAAUUCAAAUAACAAUAAUGUCAAAUCUUUAUUGAUUAUGAGCUUGCAUAGCGAUAUUCAUGGCACAACAGCCGUUCAAGCAGGUUCGCGUUAUUGGAAUCGUGUAGGAGCUGCCGUUCGAAUGGCGCAAGAUUUAGGUCUGCACCGCGAUGCAUCAAAGCGAGAUGACGUUGACGAUGAUGCAUUCUUUUUGGAACAAAAACGUCGAAUUUGGGGCUGUUGCGUAACGGCAGAUCGUUGCGUUUCGAUUUCACUUGGUCAUCCUUUGGCAAUUGAUUUGACCGAUUGCGACGUUCGUCUACCGUCUCCGUAUGAAAUUCUUAGGUACCCUUCCGAUUUACCCGCAGUUCCUGGAGCAGAUCGACCGUUUGGAUUCAAUACCGAAAUGCUGAAAUUAAGCAUCCUAUUUGGAAGGGUGAUGAAAACAAUCUACAGUCCAACAGGUUUGAUGAAAACUACUGAUGAAGAGAUCAUUGGUCUUUUGAACGAUAUCGAUCGAUGGAAGGAUAAUCUGCCCACAGCAUUGCAAUUCAGAGGAGCAAAAGAAUCACCCGCUCCAGCCGGAAUUCUACACAUUUCCUAUUCAUGCUUGAUGCAUCUCUUCUUCCGCGUAUUCAUGAGGAUCUCUUACAAUUGUCCACAACAUUUGAACUUUUCUCUCACGAUCGAACGUAUGACAACGUUGAUCAAGAUUUCGCGAGAGUCGAUUGCUUGGGUAGAUCUCAACGAAUUUUACUUGGAUACGAUGCAAUUCGUUUCCUACGGAUUGGUGUUCUGUACGACUGUUCAAUAUCACGCUUGGAUCAGACGAGGUGAUCAAGAAGCAUUGGCAUCUAUUCAAAAGGCACAUGAUUGCGUCAUGCGAUUUGAAAGACAAGGCGAACAUGAUUCACAUCAAGAUCUUUCCAUGAGAGCAAAGACGGCAGGUGUUAUUGCUCUUUUACACAAAUCGGCUAUUGGAAAAUACAAGAAUACACCCAAUAGUGGAAACUUGAACCCUACUGCUGGUGUGAGCAAUCGUAGAUGGAUCGAUAAUGUUCGUAAUAUCGUUUUCAAACCUGAUCUAAAUCGCCCAGGCGGUGGUGUUUACGUGGCAACGAUGCACAAUUUGAUGUUGGAUGAUCUACCGGCAGGAACGAUGAUCUUACAAGAAACUGAAGCUGGUGCAGUUCCGGCUCUUAUUCGUACAAACGCUGAAAACAGUGCUGGAGCAUGGCGUGCGGUAGGAGAUAUGGCAAAUUUGAUGUCCAAUGGCGCCAAUGCACAAUUAUCCGGUCAGCGAGAUGAUAGAAGCGGAAGCAAUGCAAAUGAUAUCACAAGGGAUUUGACCCAUGUUGCAGGUGGCGUUUGGGCAGACGCACAAGGAAGACCGGUUGAUCGACAAGGAUCUAAACUUUUGACAAUGAUUCCUGUUCCGGGUGGUGAAACGAUGAUUCAAUCUUAUCCUGGCGGUCCAAGACUUUCGUUUAGUUCGAUUGCCAAGGGACUUGCGCUGCCUUCUGGUUUGACAGAUAAUGAAAAUCAACCACCUACAUUCGCAGAUCCGGCAUGGUUCAGUUCUUUGGCUGCUCAGGCAGCAGCACAAACGAACAAUAGUUUGAAUGCAAACGGAAAUUCUACAGGAGAAGAUGCAAUUCCGCCAACAUUUAAUUUUUCGGAUUUAUACACUUUUGACGGUCAAAUUGCUCAACCUGCAUCUUUACUUCCUUCCAAUCAAGAUGAAUCUUCGUCGUCAGCGGCUGCGGGUGCUUCAAUGACAAGUGCAAACGCUCCUGCUUUGGAUCCUUUAUCACUUGAUGGCAUGCCAGGAGGUCCAUUAGAUUUUGCCGCAUGGGAGCAAUGGUUUAGAGGAACAAAUUCGUCGGGUGGUGGCGGUAAUGAUAUCAACAAUUCUGUCUGA
Molecule: messenger RNA, 3192 nt
Organism: Meira miltonrushii
Lineage: Eukaryota; Fungi; Basidiomycota; Exobasidiomycetes; Exobasidiales; Brachybasidiaceae
Exons: 4
Coding region: 1-3192 (1063 amino acids)
Biological process (GO): DNA-templated transcription
Cellular component (GO): nucleus
Molecular function (GO): DNA binding; zinc ion binding; DNA-binding transcription factor activity, RNA polymerase II-specific
Source: RefSeq, a predicted model, not a curated record